Messenger RNA from Aspergillus clavatus NRRL 1, 534 nucleotides. RefSeq names its product putative zinc knuckle domain protein (Byr3). Gene Ontology annotation, biological process: positive regulation of cytoplasmic translation. Gene Ontology annotation, molecular function: zinc ion binding; mRNA binding; translation regulator activity. The coding region runs from base 1 to 534 and encodes 177 amino acids. Gene Ontology annotation, cellular component: cytoplasm. The transcript is spliced from 7 exons. The record is from RefSeq and is a predicted model, not a curated record. NCBI's taxonomy places the organism in Eukaryota, Fungi, Ascomycota, Eurotiomycetes, Eurotiales, Aspergillaceae.
AUGGAUUACCAGGCCGGAGGUCGUGGAUGCUUCAACUGCGGCGAUGCCUCUCACCAGGCUCGUGAUUGUCCCAAGAAGGGCACCCCCACCUGCUAUAACUGUGGCGGUCAGGGCCAUGUCAGCCGCGAGUGCACAGUAGCUCCCAAGGAGAAGUCAUGCUACCGCUGCGGUGUUGCUGGACAUAUCUCCCGCGAAUGCCCUCAGUCGGGUGCCGGUGAUAACUACGGUGGACCCUCCACCGGUGGUGGUCAGGAAUGCUACAAGUGUGGCCAGGUUGGCCACAUCGCCCGUAACUGCUCCCAGGGUGGCAACUACGGCGGUGGUUACGGCGGUGGCUUCGGCGGUCGUCAACAGACUUGCUACUCCUGCGGUGGUUUUGGCCACAUGGCUCGUGAUUGCACUCAGGGCCAGAAGUGCUACAACUGUGGCGAGGUUGGUCAUGUUUCUCGUGAUUGCCCCACUGAGGCCAAGGGUGAGCGCGUUUGCUACAAGUGCAAGCAACCUGGACACGUCCAGGCCGCUUGCCCCAACUAG